GCUCACCAGAGAUGAACUGCAGCAGAGCUGUGGCAUCUACAUCAUCAUUACUUAGGCUUCUGGAAACAGCUAAUACCCCUGUCUACUGAGAGACAAAGAUGGGAGGAAGACACUCGGAACCAAGUCCACCUCCUCCUGCUCCUGCUCCUUCACUAGAACUAAAUGCUCCCUGGAGGCCAGUAAACUGGAGUGAAAAAGAGGAGAUACUGAAAGAACUGAAAGUUUUACACCCAAAUGUGGAGCCCCUUAGGAUUCUGAUGUUUGGACCAGUUGGGGCAGGGAAGUCGUGCUUCAUAAACUCUGUCCAGAGGGCCCUCUUAGGCCGUAAUGUCAUUUGUGCUCUGGAAAACACAACAGGAACUGGAGAAAGCUUCACUACUUCAAUCAAAACGCACAAGAUGAAGAAGAGUGGAGGUGGACAUUAUCCUUUUGUUUUCAGUGACAUCAUGGGACUUGAAAUAGAUGGAGAAGGGAUACAAACUGAAGACAUCAACAAAGUUUUAGAGGGACGUGUUCUAGAUGGCUACAAAUUUAAUCCUCGGGGACCUAUAAGUGAGAAUGACCCAAAGUACAAUCACUACCCAAAGCCAAGUGAUAAAAUCCACUGUCUUGUGAGCAUUCUUCCUGCUGAUGCCAUCUCAAGAAUGGAUUACAGUGUGAUUGCAAAAAUGAAGGCAGUUCGAAAAAGAGCUUCUGAAUUGAGCAUACCACAAGUCAUUGUGUUGACGAAAGUGGAUAACGCAUGUCAGGUGGUCAACAGAGACUUGAGAAAAGUUUACCACAGCAGAAAAAUCAAAGAGAAGGUGGAGGACAGCAGUCAUAAACUGGGGAUCCCACUGAACAACAUCUACCCUGUGAAGUCCUAUCAUGCAGAGAUCACCAAAGAUACCAAUGUUGAUGUUAUCAUUCUCAUGGCACUGAGGGAUAUUGUCAACUUUGCCAGUGACCAUGCGGAGGAUGUCUAUGAAUCGAAAAAAGAAUAAGACACCUGUAGAUUAAAGGGGAAUUACACAGAUUUUUAAAGAUGUCUACAUUUCUUUACGAUUUAUUGCUUUAUUUUUAUUUUACCAUUAUCAGUACACAUACAAAAUCAGAAAAUGUGUAUGUUCACUGCUCACUUGGAUUGCAAAUAAAUGGCAAUAUUUGCACAACCCCUAGUUCCUAUCAAUACCACUGUGAAGAAAUUAUAGUCUCUAAGUUUCUUCACAAUGCACCUUUGUCAUAAAUAGAGGAACAUAAAUUAAGCAUUUAAAUCAUCAGUAGAAUUCUUAGAGUACUCUAAUACUUGAUAGAAGUAUCUUUUUAGCCUUCUUACUGGGACUCAAACUUCUUAGUUGAGUCAAAAAUUCUCCCAGCUACUGUUUCUAGGUCUGCAUCUCAGUUAUAUGAACAAAACUGAAUUUGCAUUUUUUAAUCAGUUUCCCUACUAGCUGACACUUCUAUCACACAGUCUCAUAUGGCAUAUUUUCCUCUUGGUUUCCGGAUAUGGAGAGCUAUGGUAUUGCUGAGAUUCAAACUCACAAUCUCCUGAUGUUGGGAUGGAUUUUUAAUCAGUUGCAGCACUGUGCUGUACUUUAAAGUUAAAAUAACAUAUUUUAUCCAGUGUAUAAAACAUUUGUAGACACAAAAUUGAAAAGUUGCUUCAUGUGUUCCCGAGUGGAGCAGCGGACUAAGCCAUCGCCCCAACAGGGGGUUGUGAGUUUGAGCCCCAGCGAUGCCAUAGCCAUCCAUAAGUUUGUACCCAAGAGGAAAAAUGUUUAGCAGGAUUGUGUGAUGGAAAAAGUUCUGGCUAAUGGGCAAGGUAGGUUAAAAAGUGUUCAUUUUAUUUACCUAACUGAGACGCAGAGCUAAAAAAAUCAAAAGAGAACUUUCGACUCAACUAAGAAGUUUGAGUUGGGUGAACACUUAUGUCCUUGAGCUGAGUCAACUCAAGAAAAGCCAUGUAAUCAGUUACUACAUCAUUUUGAAUUGAGCUGACCUCUCAUUUUUUUUUACAGUGUAGUGGUUGUUUUUGGAAAGUCUGUGGAAAGUAAGAAGAUUCAUUCAAUGGAUAUUGCUUCAAGAUCAGCAAAUCUUUGCAAUGCCUUAAGGGUAGAGAAGCUUCUUUAACAAGCAUGACUUGUCUGCAUGCUAAACUUCAUAUGCUUGAUUUGUUUUGUCCUUUUUUGUAAAUGUAUUCUAGCUCAUUGGUGCAUUCUAAACGAAACAAAAUAAAGCUCACUGAUACAAAAUAUUGAACUGAA
Molecule: messenger RNA, 2243 nt
Organism: Colossoma macropomum (tambaqui)
Lineage: Eukaryota; Metazoa; Chordata; Actinopteri; Characiformes; Serrasalmidae
Product: interferon-induced protein 44-like
Exons: 8
Coding region: 99-983 (294 amino acids)
Source: RefSeq, a predicted model, not a curated record